Molecule: messenger RNA, 810 nt
Organism: Nannizzia gypsea CBS 118893
Lineage: Eukaryota; Fungi; Ascomycota; Eurotiomycetes; Onygenales; Arthrodermataceae
Exons: 3
Coding region: 1-810 (269 amino acids)
Molecular function (GO): protein binding
Source: RefSeq, a predicted model, not a curated record
AUGUCCUUUUUCAAGAAGUUCGAUGAGCUGAAGGCCAGCUUCUCAGACAAGCCACCGCAAGGAGGCGAACGCGGCUAUGGCGAGCCCCCUUACGGCCAACAGCCACCAUACGGGCAGCAGCAGCAGCAGCCAUACGGCCAGCCUCCAUACAGUCAACCUCCAUACGGCCAACCUCCAUAUGGUCAGCCGCAGCAGUAUGGCCAGGCUCCGUAUGGGCAGCAGCCGCCGCCACCGCCGCAGCAAUAUGGACAGCAGCCGCCGUACGGGCAACAGCAGCAGCCAUAUGGCCAGCCGCAGUAUGGGCCUCCUCCACCACCUCAAGGCCCACCGCCCCCUCUUCCGGCCGGCUGGGUUCAGCACUGGGACCAGGUGAAUCAACGUGCAUACCAUGUCGAGCAGGCCACUGGUCGUUCCCAAUGGGAGGCCCCAAGCAUGAGCUCAGGAGGGUAUGAUACUCGCGGCGACGCAAGCAGCAAUAGUGCAUAUUAUGCCGGAAAUGCGCCUGGCCCUGCUGUUGGCAUGGCGGGAGCAUCUGGAGCAGGAGGAUAUGGCGCAUCCAACUACGACAGCUCCCAUGUCAGCUAUGGCACGGAGAAGGAGAAAGAUAAGGAUAAGAAGAAGAGCUCUAACACGGGAGCGAUGCUGGCUGCUGGUGUCGGUGGCCUUGCUAUUGGUGCGGUAGGCACUGCGGUCAUCGCACAUGAGAUUAAUGAACAUGAGGAAGAGGAGCGCGAGGAGGAGCUUGAAGAACGCCAGGAAGAAUAUGGCGGUUCAGAUUCGGGGUCUGACGGCGGUGACUACAGCGACUAG